Pelobates cultripes (western spadefoot toad) is the source of this 14128-nucleotide messenger RNA. NCBI's taxonomy places the organism in Eukaryota, Metazoa, Chordata, Amphibia, Anura, Pelobatidae. The record is from the annotation of a GenBank genome assembly.
AUGGUUCUAAAACCUCCAUGGCUCAGCUUCUUUUCUCUUCCUCCUAAUUCUACUGUUCUUUCUUUACAGGAUGCUCAUAACUGUAUCCCGAAGCUGGACUGUGAGACGGCCAUGUUCUCUGUGUAUGACGGCCAUGGAGGUAAGGAUUGUUAGUGAUACCCUGGGAGUGUUUGCUGUUAGCCUGCCGACUGCUGAUAAUCUUCACAUUCUGUAUUGUCACAGUCAGCGUGAUGGUGCAGAAUUCUGUAAUAUUUUUUUAUUAAAGGACCACUACAGGCACCCAGACCACUUCAGCUUAAUGAAGUGGUCUGGGUGCCUGGUCCAGCUAGGUUUAACCCUUUUUUCUAUAAACAUAGCAGUGUCAGAGAAACUGCUAUGUUUAUAAAUGGGUUAAUCCAGCCUCUAGUGAGCUUCCGCUCUUCUCACUGUGAUUUUUCACAGUGAGAAGACGCCAGCGUCCAUAGGAAUGCAUUGUGAAUGCUUUCCUAUGGGCUGGCUGCGCGCGCGGCUCCUGCUGCGCAUUCAGCCGAAGAGGAGGAGGAGAGCUGGAGAAAGAGGUAAGUUUAAUCCCUUCCUCACCCUAGAGCCCAGCGGGAGGGGGACCCUGAGGGUGGGGGCACCCUCAGGGCAUUAUAGUUCCAGGAAAACGAGUAUAUUUUCCUGGCACUAUAGUUGUCCUUUAAUGAGAAACAUAUGAUUGCCGUACAUCCUUCUGCAUCAGAAGGACUGGUUUGGGCCAGAGAUCAUAAUCAUUGAUGUUUUCCUCGAGGGAGCAGGGACUGUCCAAUUCCUCAAAUACAAGUAAGUUUUUAAUUCACUUUUUCAUAUAAGAGAGGUACAAUAAUGUAAAAAAAUAAGAGAGAUCAUUUUGAAAAUAUAUCUAUUUUUUUUCUGAGAUAUGGAGGCAGUACGUAUGGAUUGUGCUUCCUAAUUGGUACAUCCAUCUGCAAGAGAGGUAAUUAAGAAAAGUCCCUCCCCUUUACCCUGGGGUUUAUAAAUAUGACCACGGUGCUGCAAUUUCUUUCAUUCCUAUCUUUGAAUUCUUGUAGAGAAUCAGUGUAUCGGCUGCUCUGCCUGAGAUGUUCCACAGAGACCAAAGAGAAGCGCCCGAUUACUUCUGUCUGGCGAAUGUUUAUCUACCCCUUCUUAAGACAUGUCCGGUCAUCAUACUGUGUGGAGUUGGUUUCCACCUGAUGUACUGAGAAGGAAAUCUGCUGAACUUUAAUGAGGGUUAUCUGUUCCUCAAACCCAAUAUCUUUCUCAUAUGCAGAAAUGGGAACACUCUGUGUAAUGAGCCUUAAUGUAUACCAUCAAAUUGGUAAAUGUUACACCCCUAGGUACACUGGGAAUCUACAAAACUCUGCAGAAGUAGCUGCUUUAAUAACUCUGUUGUCAAAAAGGCUGAGACCUCUUGUAGGUGAUCUUUCCAGACUGCUGGGUUUUGGUAUGGGUAUUGGCUGGCAGGUGCAGCAGUGUCCAAAAUGUAUAACUUUGUUUAUAAUCGUUAAUGGAAGUUAUUUAAAGGAUCACUAUAGUGUCAGGAAAACAAACCUGUUUUCCUGACCCUAUACAACCCUUAGGUCCCCCCCUCCCUUGGCGCUGAAGGGGUUAGAACCCCCUUCAGCUACUUACUUUUAGGAAUCCAGCCACUAGAGGCUGGAUUAACCCUGCUAUGUAAACAUCGCAGUUUCUCUAAAAGGGUUAUAACCUGGAGGAACUGGCACCCAGACCACUUCAUUGAGUCUGUUUCCGGUUUUAUUGUGAUUGUCACAUUCUUUAUAUGGAUUUGAAUAAUAAAAUUUGCCAAUGACGGCCAAGAUCAUGGGUUGAUCUGCGGUUUCCCUUAUAUCUUGGUGGCUUAAGCUUGGACGGUAGUUCAGCGCGUCUUUUUCGAUCCCCUGUUUACUCCCAUUAGGAAAAAGGUUAUAAAAAAGAUACCCCAUGUUGGGGGGUGGAGAAAGGUCUGACAUGGGUAGGCAUUUUGGAUGCCAAGAAACUUGGAGGCGUAAUCCUGCAUUUCUAUACGAAGUGUGGAUAGCUCAGUGGGUUUAGACCUUGUUCAACCCUUUGGGUUCACAGGUUAAUUUCCCCUGUAGGGUUAACUCAGUACUUCAUCCAUUUUAAGGUAGAUGACUGGAGUACCAUUCAAUGGAGUCACUUAACAUUCCCAGGUUGCAUUUGGGAACCAGUAUAUAUCUGAAUGUCUCUUGCCUGUCUUUUAAAGGACCACUCUAGGCACCCAGACCACUUCAGCUUAAUGAAGUGGUCUGGGUGCCAGGUCCCUUUAGGAUUAACCCCUUUUUUUUUUUUAUUAUAAAUGGGUUAAUCCAGCCUCCAAAUCCUCUAGUGGCUGUCUCAUUGACAGCCGUUAGAGGCACUUGCGUGAUUCUCACUGUGAAAAUCAGUGAGAAGACGCAAGCGUCCAUAGGAAAGCAUUAUGAAUGCUUUCCUAUGAGACUGGCUGCGCGCGCAGCUCUUGCCGCGCGUGAGCAUUCAGCUGAAAGGGAGGAGAGCUCCCCGUCCGGCGCUGGAAAAAAGUUGUUUUUAACCCCUUCCUCUUCCCAGAGCCGGGCGGGAGGUGGUCCAUGAGGGUGGGGGCACCCUCAGGGCACUAUAGUGGUCUUUUUAAGUAGCACCUUCUUGCAUUCACUCAAAUCUGCCCAAUCCAUAAUCUUCCAAACAUCUGAUUUCUCUAUUUACCGAAACCGUGUUCCUGUUGGAUUUAAGGGAUUUGAGAUAUGGUUCUGUGAACCACGAAGUUCGUUGGGUUCCUCAGGAAUCUCCUGGUUAUCAAUCUCUGAUCAUUCCUUUAAACCGGUUAUGGAUUUAAAUUAAUUGGUUCCUCUCCUGAGGUUCAGAAUUCCCUCAUAUCUCUAUUGCGGCCCCUCAAGAAGUUUUCUGAAAAUACGCCAUAAUAAGUGGAUUGAAGAGAUUUCAUAGCUCUUCAAACACUCCCAUAACAGCAUAUUUUAGGGAACAGGGCAUUCCCUACUUGGGAGUUUGGCUACUUAUUGCUAAUCGGGACUGUUUAAGUAUGUUCAGGUAGCUAGCAGAGCGCUAGAACAACACGGUUGGAUACUGAGACUAUAAUGUAUUUUCUUCUUCUCCAGGAGACAGGUUGUUUGUGUUAACCUUAAAACGUUACCUCUGCAUCUACUGCACUCGUAAAGGAAACGUCCUUUUACUAAUAACAUGAAAAUUCCUCCAUAAGAACAGGAAAUGAGAUUGCUGGGAUGUCUGACAUCUUCACUUCCUGCGGUCAACUGUGCAAAAUCUGGGUUUGUCCGCUACAGUGGAAAAUGAUCUCCUCUGGGUCAAAGUGUAGAAAUCUUGGAUUUCUGUCUCCUAGAAACUCUUCGAAAAAAAGCAGAAGAUAGGCUAAACUGGUGGACAACGUCAUUUUUUAUUUAUUUUUUUUCUGACAAGUCUGUCCUUUCAGCCCAUAGAAGGAGUAAUUUUCACCACAUGAUGCAUUUAACACAGGGUGGGUCACUCGUCUAAAUUCUCUAAUUUGCCAUUGUUCUUGGUCCUAAGAAAAAUAGUCCACUAAUUUCAGAGCUCUUAAGGCAGUUCUUCAUUCCCCUCACCGAUUCAGAUCUUGGUUGUUUAAGGGACCUAUUACAAUGCGGUCAGACAUCGACACUGUUUCCCUCAUGUCAACAGACAGGGUGGUGCCAGAGGCAGGGUCUGUUUCAGCUAUGUACCAAAACAGUGUACUGGACUCACAAUCUCUGGGAGGUCCUCUCUCCAUUCCACUCAUGGUAUGUCGACAAUGUCAUCACCUACAACCUCAGCAAAAGAAAUGGGGAUCAAGAGUAAUGUUCUAUAGAUCCAAUCAGGUUCACAGUCUACGGAGAGAUUUGGAGUGCCCGGUUAGACAUGACAAAGAGGGAGAACAUGAAGAUUCUCGCGUUUGCCUCUCUAUACAGGACAGAUAGUUCACGUUGAAUAGUUGGUCUAUCUAUGUAAGGGAAUUUCACCGGGCUUACAUUUUUUCUCCUAUAGACUUCUUCCAUGAGGUGAACGGACAGAGCAGUGGUUCUGCCAAUCUUUCCGUACUUACCAAACACAAGCCAGUUUUCCGAUCUCGAAAACACUUUUGGAAGAUAGGAUAUCCUGCUGGAAGUGUUGAGUAGGUUCUUAUUGACUGUAGGGCAACUGUCAGUCCACUCGUUGCAUAUAAUCUUAUAGUCGUUCUGCCUCUAACUUUUACAUGAAGAUUUGGGUAGAGUUUCUACAUUGUUAGGAACAUCAUUGUCUUUAGUUUAUUUGUCCGGGUGGUUCAAACUUACGCUUCCUGCAGGAGAUUUCCACAGGUUGGGCCCAAAUUGUAUUACCUAAGAUUCUUUCUGAGAAGGGAUUGGUCUUUGUAUUUAUUAGUCAGAAGUUUCUUUAAAGCAAUAGGCUUCUUAGGCCACCCAGGAAGUUCUGUUUCCCUCCUGGGAUCUUUCUACAGUCUUUCAGGUCCCCUUUUACUUUGGAGGUGGUUCCUUUCAAUAUGCUAAAGCUUAGCCAGCAUUCUUAGUGGCAAUUCCUCUACCAAGAGUGUAAGCGAGCUUCAGGAUAUAUCCUCUUCAGUGGAAUUUUGUUUUUAUAUUCCAUCAGGGUGAAAGUUGUAUCUUUUAGAGCCGCUAAACGUCUCCACCUUCUAUAAUUAUGCCACCUCCCUGCUUGAAUAUACUAGAUAGCAUAUUCAAAGGGCAUUUCAGAUGUACCUAUCAAUAUAAGCCGAAUUCAGAAGAUCAGAUCACCUGUUACUUCUAAAAAAAGUUUUAAGGGGAAUGAAGCCUCUCGUAAUUCUACGUCUCGCUAUUUCGUCUAUAAUAAUAGCCUAUGCUUCAGUAGUUUUAAUUCACAGCGCAUUCCACAAAGGCAACGGCCACUUCGUGGGCAGAGAAAAGCUCUUGCUUCACCUGAAGAAAUCAGGAUGGCUGCUUCUUGGUCUUCUAGCACCUUAAAAAAAGUCAGUCAUUUUCAGGCUAGAUGUACUCUCUGCCUCUAAAAUUGCGUUAGGGCAUAGGUACUUUAAGCAGUUUAGGCAUAAGGUCCACCCGAUUGGGAAUCUUGCUAUAUCACAUACGUACUGCCACCAUAUGUCAGAAAAAAACAGACAUUUUUACUUACCGUAAAAUCUUUUUCUCAAUAUGGUGGCAGUACAUAUCUCCCUCCCUCUAAAUUACAAUUUUGCUUCUAGUGUGUGGCUUAGGUGUGUAUUCUUGCUACGACUGAGGUGGGUUUGCCGGGGGAAGCCCUUUAUAGGGUAAAGGGGAGGGACUUAUCUUAAGCACCUAUCUUGCUUAUGCUUGUCCCAAUUAGGAAGCACAACCCAUACGUACUGCCACAAUAUUAAGAAAAAAAGAAUUUACGGUAAGUUAAAAUAUCUGUUUUUAUUUAAAGGACCACUAUAGUGCCAGGAAAACAUACUUGUUUUCCGGGCACUAUAGAGCCCUGAGGGUGCCCCCGACCCUCAGGGUCCCUCUCCCGUCGGGCUCUGGAGAGAGGCAGGAGCCGCGCACGCAUUCAGCCAGUCCAUAGGAAAGCAUUCACAAUGUUUUCCUAUGGACGCUGGCGUCUUCUCACUGAUUUUUUUUUUUUUUUUUCACAGUGAGAAACGCGGAAGCCCUCUAGCGGCUGUGAAUGAGACAGCCACUAGAGGCUGGAUUAACCCUAACAUAAACAUAGUAGUUUUGGUUAACAUAAACAUAGCAGUUUCUCUGAAACUGCCAUGUUUAUAGAAAAAAGGGUUAACCCUAGAUGGACCUGGCAUCCAGACCACCUCAUUAAGCUGAAGUGGUCUGGGUGCCUAGAGUGGUCCUUUAAAGUUGGUACUUUUUGUUAGGGGGUUAGUAUAUCUCCUGCCUUGCCACCUGGCUUAGAGCCAAUGAUAUCUCUGCAGCUCAGUCAGAGUAGUUCAUUAUAAUGUUCUAUUAUCUGGCUUUAUGGCCUUCAUUAUUUUUAUAACGUUUUCCUGUCCAGUCCACGGCACUGGCCUUACCUUUCAAAGCGUGUGAACUUUGCUACUGUGUCAAUCACUUGAAGUGUUUCAUUAACCCCUUAAGGACACAUGAUGUGUGACAUGUCAUGAUUUCCUUUUAUUCCAGAGGUUUGGUCCUUAAGGGGUUAAAGGGACACUAUGGUGAUCAGAACUACAGCUUAUUGUAUUUGUUCUGGUGAGUAUAAUCAUUCCCUUCUUGCUGAAAAACUGUCUUUUCAGAGUAAAUGUAGUGUUUACAUUAUAGCCUUGGGAUACCUCCACUGACCACUCCUCAGAUGGCAACUAGAGGUGCUUCCUGGGGCAGUGCUGUACAGUGUGACUUGCAUUCGGUGUCUCCAACUUCUGCAUGGAGACCCUGAACAUUCCUUAUAGAGAUUUAUUGAUUCCAUGUAUCUCUGAGGAGAUGCUGAUUGGCCAGGGCUGUGUUUGGCUUAUGCUGACUCUGCCCUUGAUAGCCUCAGCCAAUCCUUUGGUGAAGCAUUGUGAUUGGAUCAGACCACCACUUCUGAUGUUGCCAAAAGCAGCUGCAUACUUGAAUACAAGUAAGAUUUUUCUAUAUUUAGUGAACCAAGGGGGAGGCCGGGGAUCUAGAUGGUGGUAUUAACACUAUAGGGUCAGGAAAAGAUGUUUGUGUUCCUGACCCUACAGUGUAUCGAGAUUUUAAUGGCUUUAUGUGGCAUAGUGCAGGGUAUGCCACCCACUCUUGGUGUUGUGCCCGUCCCAGUUAUUGAAUAUCUAAUCUAACCUUUGCAGGGGAAGAGGUGGCUUUGUAUUGUGCCAAAUACCUCCCAGAAAUCAUCAAAGAGCAGAAAGCCUACAAGGAAGGAAAACUCCAAAAGGUAAGAAUUUUCAUUCAUUUCACAUGGAUUUCCAUAUGUUAGUCGGAGUAGCAUGCUGGUGAUUUAAGGGACGAUAUCAGAAAUUUGUACAAAAAAAUUCUAAAUGGUCAUUUCAAUAUGUGAUUCUCUUGGAGGACAAUGUCCUUUCCCUCCAAUCAGAUGUUCCACUGGACCACAGCCCAGACUGCAUUGUGAUCAGCUUUGGGCUCAUUGCCUUUCUGUUGAACUGUUAAAAUGUCCCAUAACAGAUGUAAUAAGGGCCCAUUGACUCAAUCUGUCAAAAUUCUAAGUUUAAAAAAUGCAUUGGGCUGGUCUGUCAUUUGCUCCCUUAACUUCACAAAUUUUUAAAGGGGGCUAUUUGAACAUUUGUUUCUGCAGAAGAGUAUGUGACAUUUAAAGCAUUUGUCACUUUUUGGGGUCUUUGUAUAUUUUGCAAAAACCACAAAGGGUGACCUCACCACCGCUUGUGAUCCAGCGGUGUGACCAUGGUGAGUUGUACUUACCUGAUAGUGUUUUCAGUGCAUGCUGCCGUCACCAGAGUACAGCACUAACUGAAACCGUGACGUCUGUGGAGGAUGUUUUCUAGAUUACAUCACGUGAUGAACCAGACAGGGCCGUAUUCCCACAAUGAAUGUGGACAAUGACAAAGCUCAAUGGUGGUCACUCACACACUUUUUUCACUGUUUUUAUUUACUUUUAGUUCUGAUUUUAUCAUAAAAUAAAGUGAAAUUUCACCAAAGUCAUUGAGCAGUUCGUAAAUGUUUUAUCUUUUAUGAAAAGCUCCAAAUAGCCUCAGAUUGGGUUAAUUGAAGACCGUUUGGUAGGCCCUCCUUUGUUUUGUCAAAUCUGAGUGAUUUCCUUCGUACUCUGUGAUGGCAGGCAGUGUAUCCGUGUGUGUGGAACCAGCGGGCUUAUGGUAUGAUUUAAACAGACUUAUUUAGAAUUGUGAAUUGAAAGCAUAAUUCAGAUGUGCUGCACUGUUAUACUGAUGAUUUAAUUUGAUUCACCGUUGCCAGUCUCAUGCAACAAGAUGGUGUUUGUGUCAGUUGGAAUAGUCCUUUGUGGGGGCAAUCACAUGCAUCACGGCUGGAAAAAAGCAGGAAUGAGCUGACAGACGGGCAUAUUGCUCUUAAAGCUUGACUGUGAUUUAGCGUGACGUAUUGGGUGUUUUGUCCACAGGCCUUGGAGGAUGCUUUUCUUGCCAUAGAUGACAAACUUAUCCAAGAAGAUGUAAUUAAAGAGCUGUCUCAGAUGGCAGGCCGUCCCAUAAACGACCAUGAGGGUGAGAAGGAUAAAGUUGCAGAUGAGGAUGAUGGUAAGUGCCCAGUUUAGAUUUUGAGGCUCAAUGACUGGAUAUGCUGCAAGAAUUUGUUUAGCUCCACCGUUUGUUGUAGAUUAAGUUUUUUUUUUUUUUCACUAAUAUGAGCAUAUAGCCAUUUUGUAAUUCUCUUUGUAUCUUUUCACAGUGGACAAUGAGGAAGCUGCCCUUUUACAUGAAGAAGCCACAAUGACCAUUGAAGAACUACUAACUCGCUACGGGCAGAAUUGUGGCAAGGGCCCACGUAAUAAGAUAAGCCCACCAUCUGCUGAUAAAGACCCAGAAGAUAAGCCAAAAGAGGCUGUCAUGAAUGGCGAUCUGGGGUUAGAGCUUUCUGGGGAUCCUCAGGAAACAAAUGGAAAGAAGGAAGCAGAGGCAGCAACCUCUCCUGGGAUCUCCUCCUACUCUGCAGAUUGUGGUGGGAGCCGCGAUAGUACUCAGCGAAGCUCUUCUCGUGCAAAGGUUGAGUCUUUAGAUGAAGCUGUUUCAUCUUCCACCGGGGAGGCCGGGCCUUCCUGCUCCUCCAAGUGCAAGCGACCGAGUGCAGCCAAGUCUCAGAUCUUUGAAGAGAGCGAAUCUGAAGCAGAGGAAGAAGAGGAUAGUGAGGUGGGUGUAGAUCUUGAUUUAUUUAUAUAAGACUUAGUAGGAGCUACUUUCUCUUAUUGUAAUGCUUCAAUAGACAAAACUUGGUGAUAGUUGGAGCUACUACCCUCGAGUUCUGUCAAUUUCCCCAGUUACUGCUAGUGGCACCUUUGGGAAUAAGGCAUUAUCGUGCUCAUUACAAAACGGCUAUGGAGUGUCUCAGAGGAUAGAUACUCUAUAGAUUCUCAGCACUGACCUGAGCAAAAAAUGAGUGUAUAGCAUCCUGCCAUUUUAUAUCCACGCUAUAAGGGUCUUCGUGUUAUAACUAGAGAUCUCGGCAUCUGCUUUGCCCACAUUCCACUCAUUGUUCAGCAAUUUUGUCAAUCUGUGGUUGACACUCAGUGCUGAUUUCUUACAAAUAUUUCUCUGCAUUAUUGCAAUAGACCUAUAUUCAAAAAAUGAUUGAAGGCUGGGUGAAACAAUUGAAGUGCACUGUGCAGGUUAGUGCUUUGUAUUCUCAUUUUAAAGGGGGGAAUUGAAUUGGUAAGCUGACGAUUGUAUGGGUCCACUGAUGUGUCCCCAGGAAUGCAGUGAUGAGGAGGAGGAAGAGGAUUAUAGCAGUGACGAAGCUGAAAAUGAAGACGAGGACAGUGAAGAUCUAGAAGAUGAGGAGGAGGAAGAGAUGAUGCUCCCUGGCAUGGAAGGGAAGGAAGAGGUAAGUCUUAAGUAGAUUUCUGGGUAGCCUAAGGAAUAUCUGUGCCCUCUAUAUUUCUACUGACCAAAUACAUAGGACCCGCUUUCCUGUCUCUGCACAGUGGUGUCUUUCUCUGCGGAAGCUGGGGCCUGUUUCCUGUUAGCGUGCUCCAUGUUGGUUUUGUCAUAAUGAAUGGGGAUUGGUAAACGGGGGGUCAUUGGUGACCUACUUUGAAAGUUGAUUAUACUAUUAUGUGGUCUCCCCUCAGCCUGGAUCUGACAGUGGAACCACAGCCGUGGUAGCUCUCAUUCGAGGAACCCAGCUAAUUGUGGCCAAUGCUGGUGACUCUCGCUGUGUUGUAUCAGAGAAUGGAAAGGCCGUGGAUAUGUCCUAUGAUCACAAACCAGAAGAUGAAUUGGAACUGGCUCGGAUCAAGAAUGCUGGGGGCAAAGUGACCAUGGAUGGACGGGUGAAUGGUGGUCUGAAUCUGUCUCGUGCAAUCGGUGAGAUGGCACAUGUGAUUAAUUUACAGUUUUACGUCAUCUGUCCCUUGAAAAAUUGCUCUAUACACCUGUAUAAUAGAUAUAUGGUUUAGGGUGUGGUGGGCUUAGAUGCUUGCAUUCCAUGUAGUCAUUAGCUCUUUGGUGAGAGGCUGCAUAAGGAGGGGAACUUGUAUUUUUAAAACUGAAGAAAAGUGGUUGCCACAUGUGAGCCCUGUCAGGAGAUCCUCCAUGCUGACCGUCUCCGAGCAGCAUAGAUGGGCUUUGAGCAUUAGAGACCGUCUCUCAGCACUAUCUCCAGUGCACUUAACUCUGUAAACACUGCCUUUUGUGAGUAGCUACAUUUGCAAUCUACCUCUAGGUUCCCUCAGCCAAGCAAUGCUUCUCUAUGCUACCAGUUAAGGAUGCAGAAGUGGCUGCAGUGACUUUGGCGUGGCAUCUGAUAAAAUAUAAGUGCUUCUUUUUGCUCCCCUUACAUAAUGGAGUGAUAUCAGCAGUAGAGUAUCAGAGGUUAUGGUGCUUGAAGAGUUUAAGACUUUUCAGGAAGUGACCGUAGUGAUGUAUGGUGCUGCCUUGUCUGCAGGUGAUCACUUCUACAAGAGGAACAAGAAUCUCCCGCCUGAGGAGCAGAUGAUCUCUGCACUGCCCGAUAUCAAAGUCCUGACUCUGAAUGAGGAACACGACUUCAUGGUGAUCGCUUGUGAUGGCAUUUGGUGAGUCUGACGCCCUUAAUGCAUCAGAUACGCCGACCAGAACCCGUUCAGUUUUAACUCCUUUCUAAUAGUUUUAUUAGACCCACUUAUUGGGCCAUUAUGUAGUCCUGAAGGUAUGGAUUAUAUGGUCACUAUUUCCAGUCGAUCCUUGCGGGAGUCUUUUAACCCCUUGUCCCACACAGUGUUAAUUAUGCCAACUAAAACAAUUUAUAUGAUUAAAAUACAACUAAGACAGCUUUUUAGUCAAAAGACUGAUUUAAACUUAAUUGAAUUUGCCACCAAAUUAAACGCUUGUCCCACAUGCGAUUCUGGAAUCGGCGUAGCCUGAAAUCUUGUCACUGUUCUCUUAUCUCAUAUUUGUUUUGUUCCAGGAAUGUGAUGAGCAGCCAGGAGGUUGUGGAUUUUGUUCACGAUAGAAUUAUUCUGCAGGAAAAGUCCGCUAAACCUGUCUUAUUGUCUGGUAUAGUGGAGGAGGUAAGUUCUACCUGGAUUCUGAAAAUCUAUAUAUACUUCCGUUGGGUUUUAAAAUGUGAAGUUCUAUGCCACUAGCCAGACCUGAAAUGUUAUUUGUCACUGCCAGCUAUAGGAAGGACUUUCUACUUGCUAUGGCUUAAGAUUUACUCCCAAAUGGCUAGUAGAAAUGUAAGCCCUGCUGGUGUCAUUGACGCCUAAACAUCUUUAGUUUUGUGUAGGGUGAGGUAACUCUGUACUCCUCAAGGUGUGUCCUCUCUACAUGAACAGUACCUGUGCAAGGUAAUGCAUUGUACAAUUACAGUGAUGGAGACUCUCAAACAGAUAUUGCAAUGCAUGCUGGGACAAGUUCAGACUCUGUGUUGGAGCAGCUUAGUGUGUUAGACUCUAAGGGUACUAUGGUCUCCUGACAGAAAGUUAAUUUUAAUGAGGUAGGAGUUAUAUCUGUAGGGGCAGCAGUCAUUUAUUUAUUUUAUACCAGCAAGGAUACAUUGAGAUUUCUCUUUUUUUAUAUACAAGGUUUGUCUUUCAUUUUAAUAUCCAAGAAAUUAAUUCACUACAUUAAAAUAUGGUAUAAAAUAUUGUAUUUCUAUAGAGCUUAUGUAAAUGGUAGUUAUCAUGCAUUAUUUAUAAAUCUCUCAUGAUCUAUUGUCCUUCUUGUUUCUACUGCCAGCUUCUGGACCAGUGUUUGGCCCCCGAUACAUCAGGAGAUGGUACAGGAUGUGAUAACAUGACCUGCAUCAUAGUUCGAUUUCGGCCAUCAUCAAUCGCUGCCCUGGAAACUAGCAAGAGGAAACUGGAUGAGGGGGAGAUGUCUGCAAAGUCCAACUGCAGCGACAGCAAUAAGAAAGCAAAGCGAGAUUAGCAGGCAGGGCCCUGCACUUAUCAGACUUUAACCUCCAGUACUCCAGACUUAGCGUUUGGCUCUGGCCGUGUCUGUGGGGACACAUGGACAAGCUCUGGCUCCUCGAAGCAGCUUUUGGUUUUCUCUUGCAGGGUUGGAACGUACGCUUUGAGGGGACAUGGGUCAUUAUUAGUCUGUAUCAUUUUGUAAUCAUUCCACAAGUGGGGCCUUCAUGAAUGUACUGACCGAAUGGAUUUUAAUAUAUAGAUAUUUUUUUUUUUUAUAUAUGAGAAGUGAUGUAGCCUGGGCCAUUCCUAUACUCUCCUUUCAUUUGCCAAUGAAAUAUCGCCAGAGUGUAAAAUAGCGCUUAGACCUCCUAAAUUUGAUCACAAUCUGCACUAUUUGAUUUUGGUACUACUAAUGGGCAUGUCGAUAUAUAUUUUGUCCCGCGCCCUAAUCACUGCCAGUGACAUUUAUUGUUAUCUGAGGUGGCUGGUAAAGUAACUGCUUUCUGGUUUUCCAUUAGUCAUACAUUUCUGGGAGAGAAGAUGGCGCUAACGGAAAAAGGUGUGAAAACAGACUGGCAAAGGGUGCCAUCAAUUAUAGAAGGUUAGCAAGCAGCUUACCACUUCCUGAUGAAAGUGCUAAUAGGCAGAGGGUGAAUGCCGGCAGUACAGACUUGGCUUCCGGUGUUAUGGUGGCUGUAGAAAAGGACACCUGGUUGGCUUCACUAAGUGAGGAAAAUAAUGGUGUAGUGUCAUCACCUGGCUUAUCCAUGAAGAGGUUUCUGUCACUAAAGCGGCUCUCAUGUCCUGAUAAUGCUGCAGGGUACCCGUCGCCUGUAUUAGUUAGACCACCACGGAGGUCCACGAAAUAACUAGUGUAGCCUGAUAGACCUGUUUCAUCAAAUAUUGGAUUGAAAUGUUUUCUGAAGUUUUUUCUUUUCCUUCUUCCUGUGGUUAUUUAAAUAUUUUAUGGUUAUUUACGUGUCCUGAAGCCAUGAAUCAAUGUCCUUUUCAGAAGUUGUAUUUUUUUUUUGUUUUUUCUGACUAAAAUACCAGGGAAAGCCGCUCUGAUUUAGUUUUGUUUGCUUUUUCUUGAUGUUCUGCUGUUGAGGGUUGGGUUGUUGGUUGGCUUAGAAUAGUUUACAGAAAUGCCUUUUUCAGUGAAGGAAUGGAGGGGUCAGCUGUCUUACCCAGUCUCUAACCUGUCGAUUAUCGUGGUAUUCUCCACCUCGUUUUCCAAGUAACUAUUCUAUGGCUGCAAUAAAGCCAAUGUAGACACUGUUUAUCAUUUGACCACAUGCAAGAAUUGGGAAAUUGUGGAGUGCAGAGAAUUCUUGGUAAGGGUUCUAGGAAUGGUUUUUCAUUAAAAUAAAAGAUUAAUUUAAUUCUGAAUAGAAUGGGGGUUAAAGCACUUGGUUUCAUUAGAUUAAGAGAUUAGAUGAUUUCUGGGUACGCUUGUGCAAGGGGGGGGGGGGGGGGAAUGCUAGCACUGUUUUAUGAGAGGAAGAAAUUAAAUUUAGUUCUAGCACUGGGUUUUCUAGGAAUAAGAUUAAAUGAUUUCCGAGGAGGCAUUUUGCACUGGAUGGGAGAUGAAAUGAUGAAUUCUGCCUGGGUUGGCUGGGGUUCUAAUGCUGCAUUUCAUGAGUAUGAGAUUCUUUUUGGUUUUAGAAGUAUUCAGUCACAAGAUACUUCCUUCAGAUGACAUUCAAGGAGUCUCGCUACUAACAUCCUCAUGGUCAUUUUCUAUAAAAGAGAAAUAAAGAUUAAUUUUAUACACAAUUUAAACUACGAAAAUGAAGAAAAAAUCUUCCCCAUUGCAAUAUUUUCGAACCUCACCACAGCCCUCGCAGCAAAUUUCAAUAUAAACCAAACACAUUCAAACUAUUUUCAGUUUUAUGAAAUCAAACAGAAUCAUACAUUUCCAUUACCAGAGAAAAGCAAACCUCCCACCACCCAUCUAUUUUCUGUGCACACCACGUCUUCUACCAUCCAUAAUCCUUCUGCAUUUAUAGCUCCCUUUCUUCUUACAGCCCUAAAAAAUUACAAAUAUAGUUUUUCCCUUCAGAUUAGAGGCAGUGCUUUACAACAGGGAUUUCUAAGCUGGAGGGGAAAAAACAGGCAGGCAAUCCCCAACAUUUUCAUGAACCUCCCCCCAAUUAACCUUUGG